Messenger RNA from Xiphophorus maculatus (southern platyfish), 3136 nucleotides. RefSeq names its product scavenger receptor cysteine-rich type 1 protein M130-like. The record is from RefSeq and is a predicted model, not a curated record. Gene Ontology annotation, cellular component: membrane. The transcript has 7 exons. Bases 473 to 1840 code for a protein of 455 amino acids. Lineage: Eukaryota; Metazoa; Chordata; Actinopteri; Cyprinodontiformes; Poeciliidae.
UGCUUCUUUCUCCUACUGCUCUCCAUCCUUGAAUGUCUGCAGUUUUUGCUGACAUUAAGUUUAUGUUCUCUCUCUGUUUCUUCUCUUCAUAGCAGCUACACCUGGGCUCAUUUCUGUUUAGCUGUGACCCCUUCCUGGAGGGAAGCUGAGCUACUGCUGCCAACAACAUCAGGUUCCCCUUCAGUGGAUCACACACCUGGAUCCACUCCGGCCACAUGCAGAACAAAGACUGAACUAAACACAGGAACAACAGAGACUGGUGAAACCCCUGAAUCCCAGUAGGCCCAGUAUGAACCCAUUUUCAUGAUCAGCUCCUAGGAAGGAGGCGUUGUCUCUGAAAGCAGCCAAAGACCUGAACUGUGACGUUCAGGAAGUAGCAGAUAAAAAAGCUUAAAGUAGGAAGUGUUCAGAGUUUGGAGCCACAUCCUGAUCACAUCAAGAGACGAAGCUUCACUCCACAUCCAGAGGAAACAUGGACCAAACAGCUCUGAUGCUGCUUCUGUGUCUCUGCAGCUCAGCGCUGUCUGAUGAACUCAGACUGGUAGCAGGAAGGAGACGCUGUGUUGGCAGACUGGAGAAGAAGGAUCUGGGAGACUGGAAACCAGUGGAAUAUUGGAACUGGGACUGGAACUUUACAUCAGCAGCUGGAGCUUGCAGACAGCUCCACUGUGGAUCUGUGGUGUCGUUACAAAUAGAUGAGAACUACAAUGUGGAGAUCGUCUGUUCAGACUCAGUCAGGCUGGUUCAAGGGACCAACCGGUGCUCAGGCAGACUGGAGGUGAAGACCAACCAGUCGUGGUCCUCAGUGUGUGAAAAAGACUUUGACCUACGGGAUGCAAAGGUGGUCUGCAGGGAGAUUGGCUGUGGGCCUCCUUCAGUCCACCAGGGGGCGUUCUAUGGAGAAGCAGAGGCUCCAGUGGGGAGCAGAAAGUUCCUGUGUGAAGGCAGUGAGUCUGCUCUGCUGAACUGCAUCCGGAUUAAAACUUCAGGUAGAAACAGCUGCUCACCUGGUCAAGCUGUUGGACUCACCUGUUCAGACAACUUCAGGUUGGUGGGAGAGGCCAGCCGAUGUGCCGGGAGACUGGAGAUGUUACAUCAAGAAGAGUGGAGACCAGUGGCUGUUAUGUAUAGUUACUGGGACAUGAACUCAGCUGCUGCAGUUUGUGCUGCACUGGACUGUGGUUCUGCUGUUUCAGUAAGAAAUUCAGAGGAAGAUUCAGAGAGACCAGUUUGGUGGAUCUGGUCUCACUGUUUCCAGUCAGGAUCUGAAUUAAAGAACUGUUUACCUUAUGAUGGAAACAAUUAUCAGAGCCAUGAGUUCAUCUGCUCAGGUCUGCUGGUUGAGCCGCUCAUCUUCCUCUCUUCCUCCACUGACGGGGUCUCCACAGGCAGAAAGCAGGGGUCUGAGCUCCUCAUUGGCUCAAAUUUCAGCAUCAUCUGCUCCAUCAGACCUCAGUAUGAAGGCGGCUCCUUCCAGCUCAUCUUCAGCACCUCUAACUACACUCAGAACCAGACCCUGCCAGCUGUUAAUCACUCCGCCCUCUUCCUGUUCUCUGCUGCUGGCCACGCCCACCAAGGAACCUAUCGCUGCGUUUACCACGUCUACGUUUUCUCCUAUAACUUCUCCUCUAUCAGCCAGCCUCUCAACCUCACUGUCUCAGUUUCAGCCUCUCCCACUGCUUUGAUCAUCAGACUGGUUGUCGUCCUGCUGGGUUUGCUGGGAUCAGUCCUGGUCCUCUACUUUAAGGCCAGGAGAAACCAGAAGUCUGGACCAGAAAACAACCAUCAUGAUGAAGGAUCCAGAGCUGAAGGCAGCUUAGAGGAGGAGACUGCAGUCUGAAGGAACCAGGAGAAAAUGAUCUUCAUUUCACAUCCGCAGGAAGGAGCAGAGACAUGUUUCAGACUCCUGGAAAUCUAUCCGUCUAUGUAUCUAUGAUAAAAUGUCUCUGUGCUCCUGCAGCAGGAAGGAAGUUCAACAUUCAGAAAUUUGUAUCUGGACUAAACCUACUUAAGUUAAACUUAUAUAAGAAGGGAAAACAAAACAAAACAUUCAACAAACAAAAUAUAACAGAAAACCCACUUCAUCAAAAUCUGAUCUUCAUCAACCUUGCAAGGAUAGCAUAUGAUAGGAUAUUUGGGGUCAAAGGUCAGGUAGCCAAUUCCAUCAGGCCCUGAACCCAGCUUGUGUCCUUGUCUUAGUUGAAUUGUGUGACAAAUGUAAUAUAGUUGAUCCUGGCUUGUAAUACUUUGUCCUGCCUGUAGGUGGUGUAUGUCAUCACUGCCAUGAUAACCCAUCCAAUACAUCCAGUUCCCACAAGUCUGAACCAGAUGUGAUCUGCGCCAUCUUAGUAGGGAAGUGCAUGCACAAUGCAUAGUGGACCCAUGGCUCCGAGACCAACACAAAGAAAACAUGCCGACCCUCUUGACCAAUGUGUGAGAGAGAGAUACAUGAACAAAAUGGCUGCCGUCAAGAUCGGCCUGUCUGAGACGGAGAAGGAAAAUUUAUCAGAUGAUGUGAACAAACUGCCUCUGAUCUCCUACUACAAUAAAGUUAACUAUGUAGUCAACACAAAGAGUGCAUACGCCGUAAACGAGCUUCACUGCCUGAAAUUCAUGGACGCAUAUAAUUAGUAUUUCAACAGCUUUUUAAAGGAGAGAAAAUCUCUCUGUGUGAAUAAUGAGGUUCUGGUGACUGGCAGACCAAGUACAUGUAGCAACAAACAUGUAGGCUACAUGUCUGCUUAGCUUGCAGAUGGGAUGGAACAUUUUAUAGUUACUAUGAUUAUGAGUGAAUUAAUGCAUAACAGUGUUAUGAUUCUUGUGUAAAGCAUGUGCUCAUGGGAAAGUCUUCUGAAGCUGUUUCUCUGAACUCUGUAUUAUUAUAAAGUUGUAGAAUAUUUUCUUCUUUGCAUUCUUAUGACAUCCUUAAAUGUUUAAUAUGCUUUAUGAAAGAAAAUGCAUAUGCUUGCAGUCAGUUUUGUAGCUAAGUAGAUUGUUAAACUGUGUGAAUUUAAUGAAACCUUUCCUAUAAAACAAUAUGCUGUGUUUUGCUCGAGGCUCUUUCUCCUGACUGUGUUCAGUGAGCAGAGACUCCAAACGCUGUAAAGCCUUCAAAUAAAUAUUGACAAAGAAUUUA